AUGGAUAUACGACCAGCAAUACGUAAUCUAAUCUAUGUAGUCUCUAACUUUAUUAAAGAACCUAAAUUGAAAGCAUAACUUGAUUAACUCUAUUUGUUAACUAUUAAACCUGAUUCUAAUUUAGAAGAGAUUGAAAAAUAUAUGAUCAACUUAGGAAAAAAUACAUCUACUCAUCUAAGAAUUAAUUCCUAACCAGUUAUAUUGCCUUCACCUAAACAGAAUAAAGUUUAAUUAAUGUCAGGAGUUAAUACACCUGCAUUUUCAAGUGGAAUGCCUAUAAAAACACCUGGAUUCGGAAUUAGAAUUCAAUAUACCACUCCAUUGAAAUCUAAUAGAGAAAAAGAUGAUAAACAUAAAAAUUUAUCAGAUAGAUAAAUCUCUUUUAAAUUUGAUACUCCAAAACCAUCACCUAAAAAUGUUAAGUCUAUUGACUAACAAAUAAUGGACAUUAAUCAAAAAAUUAAAUUAUAUACUGAUAUACCAUAAUCAUUCAAUACAGUCCCAAUUAUAUAAUAAGGAUAUGAAUAGUAUCUCUAAAAUAAAAUUACUCCAAAAAGUUUACCUAAUAAAAAUGAUAUUAAUACAUAACAACAUGAAGAUGAAUAAUAAGAGAUAAAAUUUGAUUUAAAUAAAAUAUCAGGUAGAAUGCUAUAAAAUAUAAAUCAAAAUAUGAAGGAGAUGAAAUCAAACACUUUUAAAUUAAUAAAAAUAUUUGAGAAUACAUGUGAAAUUAAAACUCAAUCUUCUGUAGUACAUACUAGUCAUGUAGAUGCAUCCCUCAUUUCUCCAUUUAGAAAAUCAAAAAAUGUAAAAUUUAUUUCUUUAUUUAUAGCCUCUUUUUAAUGGUAUUCGUGGUCAAAUUACAGAUUAAGAUUUAAAUAAUAUUCAGUAAAACUUUUUAAUGAAAAAGCUUAUUGUCAAAGCUAAGCCCAAUGAAGAAAUUCAAUAUGAAAAUCCAAAAUAAGAUAUAUUCUUUGUAACAAGCGUUAAAGGAUGA
This is a messenger RNA of Paramecium pentaurelia, 997 nucleotides long. The record is from the annotation of a GenBank genome assembly. Lineage: Eukaryota; Ciliophora; Oligohymenophorea; Peniculida; Parameciidae.